Molecule: messenger RNA, 3918 nt
Organism: Drosophila melanogaster (fruit fly)
Lineage: Eukaryota; Metazoa; Arthropoda; Insecta; Diptera; Drosophilidae
Exons: 3
Coding region: 543-749 (68 amino acids)
Source: RefSeq, marked reviewed
CAUCAGUAGAAAAAACGCCGUCUGAUGGAAUAGAUGUGCUAGUGACAGAGGGAACCGAACCGAACGGAGGUACCAAAAGGCGACAUUCUCGACUCGUUUGGCGCCAUAUUUACUAGGACCAAUCGGAGUCGCCAGCUCUGUAUUUGCGUGACUGCGUGUGUGCGCGAGAUAGUCCUGUUUUUUGGACCCCCCUUUGUUUGUGUAACUUCGCGCGCUUUUGUGUUUUAUAUACCAACGGGUCGGAAAAUCGGGUACCAAAAAAAGGGAUUUGAAAAGGCGUGAGAUUUGCGGCCAGCUGCUGGACGACUGCCAGCGGACUGAAAUCUUAAUUAGCCAUUUAAUGGCAGUUGGCACACAACAAAGCCCCAUGCAGCAGCAUUUGCAGCCGGAACUGUAGCCCAUACAAAGCUGAUCAGCUUGAGUGUUUUAUGGUGGCCCCAAAGUGGCAACUACAGCCUUAACAUACAACUAACAAGCACAACAUCGGCUUAGGGCAGCAGGAAGUAUCAACACGAGCCAAGGAAACAAAGCAAUCUAUAAAGAUGGCCGGCGGGGGCAGGACAGCCGGCAAAUACGGAUAUUCGGACAACAAUUAUUACAGUGGUCACUCGUACAAGAGCAUCAACGAUGAGAUUAUACUGGUCAGCAUCAUAAUGGGCAUCACCAUACUGGUCCUCAUCACCAUCGCACUGUGCUACAUUGCGUACGAGAAGUGCCAGAAGAAGCGGGAGUACUAUAUCAACGCCUAGAGGUUGUCCCCAAGGGAAUUCGAGAACAACGGAAUGAUGCUUUCCUUCCCUUCGUCCUGUGUUUUUGUUAUCCUGUGCAGGGAGGAGGCGGUGCAAGGCCAAAUGUCAACAUGGUCGGCGACAAUGUUGACGUUGACGAUUUAGUUGGCCAACAAAAAUAACCCAGAGUGGCUGCGCCCAACUGCCGGCUUGCGUUUUUUCUCCUUGCAACCCCAACCCAACUUGCAACCCGAAUACCCGGCAGACACGUACCCAAAUCGGAAACCAGUGGCAUUUUUGUGCUGCUUAAACGUUUCGCCAUCUCCGUUGGCUUUGCCACAGUUGCAGUUUCUCGAGUGCCGGGAAACAUGGCUCCUUUGUUCGGAUUGUUUGCCCACUGUGCACAGUGGGUGCCAGCACUCGCCACUUGCCACUUGACAUUUGACCAGCCAAUUAGGCGUUUUCUAUUUUCCCAUUUUGUAUUUUCUUUGCUGCAGUCUCGUUGCGAAAACAUGGACACAACUGUAAUGGCAUAGCACUUUUUAAAUUCUCCUGCUGCUGAAGGAAGAGGAGACUUUUUAAGACAUUCAUAAAUUCGAGUUUUUAUGCCGCAUCCAGGCAUUUCAAUUUAAAAUGCAAUUCACUCGAAUUCCACCAUGCAGCAACCUUUUGUUUGUCAAACCGAGCUGGAAUAAUAAAAAAAAGCAACCUCACACCACGGAAUAAUGGCAGCGAAAGAAAUAUAAGCGAUACUCUUGCAGUGCGCUCCGUCGAUAUGGUUGCCCCGAACUGAAUGCUGGAUACAUUGUGCAUAUGUGCACUGAGAGAAAAGUGUGAUGAUAUCAUUCAAAAUCACAAAUAAACGACACUUCUCAUGGGUCGUAAUUUUUAACCAACAAAAGCUUUAUUUAAGAAUAAUUAUAACAAUAGCAACCAUUAUUGAUGAUGCAUAAUCCAAAAAUGGAUCAAGUUCCAUCAAUUUCCAAAUCGGAAUUUCAUAUGAAAUUCAUAUGAACAAUGAAUACAAAACCAACGAUACUAAAACAUGAAACACCUAAAAAUAUAUAUACUAACACGUUUUAUGAUUUCUUAUAUUAAUUAUGUUUUAUAUUUCAUUUAAACCACUUUUUUUUCAGAAAUAUAUUUUUUUUUAUUUUUUCAUAACAUAGUUUUUUUUAGUGAUUUCAAGAUUUUUAUUAUUCUUAUAGUUUUUAAUAACUCCAAUUUAUGGCAGACUGUGUGCUCUGUGUGGUCUUACACACAUUCCAAUUUCGAGUAUUGACAGCGCGGGAGCAUUUAACUAUCCAAUGGAGAGGGGAAAAGAAACCCACCAGCUAGUGAGUGACUUUUCUUAUAUCCUUUUUGGUUCGUCUUUUUCCCUGAUGCUCUGUGGGAUCUGCUUUUUUUUGGGAUUGGGUUCAAGACCGUGUCCCGAGGCCGUAAUAAUAAAAACAGUAGCGGAAACUGGGUGCAGUGCACGCGAACAAAGCGUUGAGGAACAAUAAGGGAAAUCGCCCAGCGAUUUCGUGGUAGCAAAGCGAUUCCAAGGGAAAUAGGCAGAAGAUAAAGGCCAGAAAGAGUUGGCAUUAAACUAGAGCAAAAUGAAGCACAUUUAAAGGCCUCUAACGGCAAACGUAGCUGUGGGCAUAAAUUAAAGCUCUUGUCAGGCGAAAGGCUCCACAGAAAUAACCAUCUCACAUCCUGAAAUCGACAAAAAAACCAACACACAUCCGCCUUUUGCCAAUGUGUCGGGAACUCAUGGUUAAUCAGCUUAGACAACCUCCGUCAUCGGGUUCGAGGCAUUUUGUUGUUUUGCCUGCUUUUUUGGGCACAUCAAGAGGCCUAAGAGCAAACAAAUAACUCGAGUUCGGUGGCCAAGGGGGCUUUUUUCCCUGGAAAUGCUUUUAAAAAUUAAACAACUGAUAAAUGACAAAGUUCGUUGGACCAGAAAUUAUCGUUUGACAAAUUGGCAGGCCCCGAUGAGAGCUCAUCUAUUGCCUGGCAACCACGUGGUGAGCAAGUCCUUUUAAGAUCCUGCAGAUGAAGAGCACUUACGGCGGAGCCAGACGAAUUACUAGUGACCAAAUGGUUCUAUUGACUUGGAAAAUUAACUAAGAGAAGAUUUUGCGUUGAAGGAUUUACGAUGAAGGACUUAAAGUAAGGUCGCGAAUAUUUUCUUUGUUCUCUGUCCUAUAUGAUUUCUUUUAUGGCUUUAUUAUAUUUUCCAAGAUGUUUUUUGUUCACUUGCGCUGGUAUUCAAGUUUCUUUAACCUCUUUUAUUGUUACGCUCUGCAACACAAAACUUUGACCACAAACCCGUACACAAAAGUUAACUUGACACUCAACCACCGAAAUGUAGUUAAAUAGUGCAUCAUCAAAAAAAUAGACAAGGAUUCAGAGUACGGUAAGGAAAAGGACUUUACUAAUUAUCCGUUAAGCAGGAAAAAUGCCAGCAGAAAAAUCCAAACACGCUCAAAGAGCAACAAUAAAUUUUACGACGGCCAUAAUAAAAAAAGAUUGGAGCACAAAUUUUAGCACUUGUCGUGUGUCUGAGUCAGGAAAAAUAGAGUUUCGCAAGGACUCGCCACUCAAAAUGCAUCCUUAUCCUUUAAGGGAAACUCACUUUCCCUGCGUGCGAAGAGAAUGACUCGUUGCUUUUUAAGCGGACCCAUAUAGUAUACAUAUAAAGCCACCCCAAAAAGAAUCCUCCCAUGGCACACGUAGCAAACUUUACGUCCACUUUUAUAGUUUUUUUAUGUAGCGCUGUCCCACUAAUUGCCACAUGACUUGGCCAAAGAUGACAGGACGCUGCAGGACGAAAGGAAAUUAAUGAAAUUACUUUAGUGUCGCCGGAAGGAGGGGGCGUAUUGCGUAUUGUAUAUGCAUUUAUCCAAUUGCACUUCGAUCGUAGCAUAUAGAUAUCUAUGUAACCAUGAUAGAUGUGACCACUUAUACCUAGUAAAUUAUUGAAUUUGUGGCCAACUCGAGGCAGUGCAUCCUUUUUGUCAUGAAAAGGGGGACCAAACGUACAAUGAAACAAAGAAUUCAAUACGAAAAACAUGUACUUUAUUUUAACUAAUUAAAUCGAACUAAGUGAGAUCUAUAAAUGUUGAUAGUAGAAAUUGUUAAAACUAUAUUCGAAAUACUUUAUGUACAAUAAAUACAAUAAAGAAAUGUUUAUGCAUGUUAC